CUUAUCAAACCGCUUUAUUAGGCCAAUGUAGUGCUCUAGAAAUUAAUGAGGCGCGUAUGAUUUGAAGUGCUGCACCAAAUAAACAACAGGCAGACAAAGGCCACUCGCAGGCGGAUCGCGCGUUUCAGGGCAGCGUGACCCUCCCAGCCGCCGCCCGCUCCAGGGGAACCGGAGGUGCUGCUCAUGCUGAUGGCUGCGGAGGCCAGCAGGGGUAACGGCGGUAGAGGMAGGCAGGGGCUGGAAAACCACGCCGAGCCCUCCCGGCCUCCCCCUGCCGAUGCCGGUGCCCCUCUGCGGCGAAGGGUGGCGCGGACCACCAYGGCCGGCGAGCUCGGUGCCGCUCCGUGGGGCCGGGCCGGAGCCGCUGGCCCCCCGUUCCCGCCCCGGUUAUGAAACCGCGGGGGAGGGGCCAGUGCCGCCCGCCGGCCGCGGCAGAGCCGGGGGAGCCGAGGCCGCGGAGCGCAGUGGUCAGACAGAAUGGCUCCAGUGAACCAGCCAAAGGACAAGAAGCGUGAGAGGGCAUGUCAGCAUUGGCCGGAAGAGGCAAAAUCAGCUGGGAAGAGGAAACGGGACUAUGAGGAACGAGGGAAUGAGAAACAAGAGAAGAGAUUGUUUGUGAAAAAAACAUCUAAGCCCCCAGGGAAAACUGGUUGGAGUGGAGGUGGGUUUGUGAUGAAAAACAAGAAAGUCCUUUCCUCUAAGCUGGAGAAGCGGUGCAGCAUUGUUCAUUAUGUCUACCAGAAAAUGCUGGGAGGCUCCAUUCAGGCACAGCUCAGGCAGAGACUGCAGCUGGCUUUUCUGCGUUCUCUUUCCUCAUUCUGCCUCUUUCGAAGAGCAAGUCCUUUUGACAGAAGAGUGACAUGCCUGGAAUGGCACCCAACACACCCCAGUACACUAGCUGUUGGUUCCAAAGGUGGAGACAUCAUCCUUUGGGACUGUGAAGUACUUGCUAAAACCUGCUUCAUAAAGGGGAAAGGGCCAGGAGAUUCUCUCGGAGACAUGAAAUUCAGUCCUUAUGAGGCAGAGAAGCUUUAUGUGGCAUCAGGUGAUGGCACCCUAAGUCUGCAGGAUCUUGAGGGCAGAGCCAUGCAGGUGAUCUCUCAUGCCCUGGACUGUGGCCAUGAGCAUCAUAAUGUUUGUUGCUGGUACUGCAGUGUGGAUGUUUCUGCAAACUGCCGUGCAGUGGUGACAGGUGAUAAUGUCGGCAAUGUGGUCCUGCUCAGCACUUCUGGUGAAGAGAUCUGGAAGCUGAAAUUGCACAGGAAGAAAGUGACUCAUGUAGAGUUUAACUCCCAAUGUGAGUGGAUGUUUGCCACAGCAUCUGUGGAUCACACAGUCAAAAUCUGGGACCUCAGAAACAUMAAAAACAAAACAAACUUUCUUCAUGUGCUUCCGCAUGAGAAACCUGUUAAUGCAGCUUACUUCAGCCCAACACAUGGUGCCAAGCUCCUGAGCACUGACCAGCACAAUGAAAUCAGGGUUUACUCAUCUUCAGACUGGACCAAGCCAGAGCAUCUGAUUCCACAUCCACAUAGGCAGUUUCAGCAUCUCACACCUAUUAAGGCAACGUGGCAUCCUCGCUAUGACCUCAUUGUCGUAGGUCGUUACCCAGACCCCAAGUUCCCCGGGUACACACUGAACGAGCUACGAACUGUAGAUGUGUUCGAUGGGAGCACCGGUGAGAUGGUUUGUCAGCUCUACGAUCCAAAUGCUUCUGGGAUCAUCUCGCUCAACAAAUUUAACCCUAUGGGAGACACACUGGCUUCUGGCAUGGGCUUUAAUAUUCUGAUCUGGAACCAGGAGGAGAUGGCGGCCAGGAAGCAUGAACACCUUCUGAAAGCCAUGACAGACAAGGAGAUUGAACCAUGAGAGAACAGGAGAUUGGAAGAUGGAGUUCACCCACAUAUGGAGGGCAGAGGCAGGCAAACCCUGGCAUAGGCAAACUCAAAAACUAAGUUACUGUGUGGGGAGCUGGAGGAGAUGAAAACAAAAAACARUGAUUCUGAAUCCCAGGGAAGAAAGUGAAAAGGGGAGGAUCUAGAGAACUGGUUUAGUAUUUUGAUCCUUUCUGAAUCCCAGGGUAUAAACUCAGUCGUUGGCAAUGGGCAGUAUAAGCCAUGCAGGGAAUUAGACUUUGUCCUUCCUUUCCAUAUCUGAUCUUGCUUCCCUGAUCCUUUUUGCCUCUCCUUUUAGAAAGUUGUGUCAGUACUUGGUUCCUCCAASUGGAGUUACUACUCAUUUUCUGAGGCACUAGGAAAACUUCACAGAUGUUCCGAGAUCCUGCUGAAGUUACUGCUUUCAUAUUUGCUUGUCAUCACUUGUCAGAGGUUACCAUUUCCUGUAGUCUGCAGUGGAGCAACUCAUGACAGGGUCCCCAGCCUGUUCUAGUCCAACCAAGUUGAGAAACCAUUUGCUAACAGGAUUAACAUCCUGAAAAGAUAGAAUSUUCACAGGGGUGAAGUGAUGGAUGGCUUGGGUAGCCUAGGAAACACCAGGCUCUCCUAUGUGCAAGCUUGGAAAAU
Messenger RNA from Malurus melanocephalus (red-backed fairy wren), 2522 nucleotides. It is a transcript of the gene DDB2, whose product is annotated as damage specific DNA binding protein 2. Bases 478 to 1869 code for a protein of 463 amino acids. NCBI's taxonomy places the organism in Eukaryota, Metazoa, Chordata, Aves, Passeriformes, Maluridae. Gene Ontology annotation, biological process: response to UV; DNA repair. Gene Ontology annotation, cellular component: nucleus; Cul4-RING E3 ubiquitin ligase complex. The transcript has 11 exons. Gene Ontology annotation, molecular function: protein binding; damaged DNA binding. The record is from RefSeq and is a predicted model, not a curated record.